This is a messenger RNA of Letharia lupina, 2565 nucleotides long. RefSeq lists its product as uncharacterized. Gene Ontology annotation, biological process: DNA damage response; protein dephosphorylation. The transcript has 9 exons. Gene Ontology annotation, cellular component: nucleoplasm; protein phosphatase 4 complex. The coding region runs from base 1 to 2565 and encodes 854 amino acids. Lineage: Eukaryota; Fungi; Ascomycota; Lecanoromycetes; Lecanorales; Parmeliaceae. The record is from RefSeq and is a predicted model, not a curated record. Gene Ontology annotation, molecular function: protein phosphatase activator activity.
AUGGCGCUGAUAGUGCCGCCGUCGAACGAGAAGAAGAGAGUCAAGGUUUAUGAGCUCAAAAACAAUGACUGGUUCGAUCGGGGGACUGGGUUCUGCACCGGACGCAUCAUCAAUGAUGAGUCAAAGAUAUACGUCGAGUCGGAAGACAGCCCAGAGCGAUUGCUUCUGGAAACGAAGAUAACGAAGGACGAUGGAUACCAGAAACAGCAAGAUACCCUUAUCGUAUGGACCGAGACAAGUGGUAUAGACAUGGCUCUCAGUUUUCAAGAGGCAGAGGGUUGUGCGACCAUCUGGGAUUUCGUUAGUCAAGUACAACAACAGCUACUGUCACUUGGAGGUCCAGACGACGCCCUAUCAGACGACGCCAUGGAGAGCUUCGCCAAACCCUUGGUCCUUCCGCAACCCGAGAUCGGGAAUUUGGAUGAUAUCGAGCACGCGAUGCGUGGAAUAGCGUCCACGCCGCAAGGUCGAGACGCGCUGGCGAAGUUCGUCAUCAGUGAAGACUACAUCCGGAAGUUGAUACCUUUGGUGGAGAUGGCAGAGGAUCUUGAGUCGCUGAAGGACCUGCACUGGCUGUGCAACAUCAUGAAAAUGCUCAUCCUUUUAAAUGACAGCCAGAUCAUUGACCACAUUGUCAACGAAGAGGUGGUGUUUGGGGUGAUUGGCGCUUUAGAAUACGACCCGGACUUCCCAAACCAUAAGGCAAAUCACCGACGAUACCUCAAGGACAACUCGAGAUACAAGGAAGUUCUGUCCAUCGCAGAUCCAAACAUCACCAGAAAGAUACACGCUACAUGGCGCCUUACCUAUCUGAAGGACGUGGUUCUCGCAAGGAUCCUUGAUGAUCCAACGUUUGGCGUUCUUAACUCUCUCAUAUUCUUCAAUCAAGUCGACAUAAUCUCACAUUUACAGAACAAUCCGGGUUAUCUCGAACAGUUAUUUGGCAUAAUAGACAAUCCUACGGCCGAUAUCAAGCGGAAAAGGGACGCUGUUGGGUUCAUUCAGUCUUGUUGCGCAAUAGCGAAAAGCCUCCAAGUGACACCGCGGGCCACUCUCUACACCAACUUCAUCAACCAUGGGUUGCUUCGUGUGAUAACAUUUGCCAUUUUGAACAAGGAAGCAUCCAUUCGGGUGGCCGGCACGGAUAUACUGGUUGCCAUGAUAGACCACGAUCCUGCCAUGGUCCGAGCCUACAUCUACAAAGCCAUCAACGAGAAAAAGACUCCACUCACCGAGACUUUGAUUGAGCUCUUACUUGUCGAAGUUGAUCUAGGUGUCAAAGCUCAAGCUGCCGACGCAAUUAAGGUAUUACUCGAGCCCCAGCCAACCCAGCCACCACAACAACAGCCCCAAUCCCAACCUCAACAACAACCUCCACAGGCCCAAUCUCAAGAAGCUAUUGCAAGGCAGACGGGGGAAUUUCUGUCGAAGCACUUUUACGAUAAUUCCGCGAGCAAAUUAUUUCAACCCCUGAAGGAUCUUGAGAAAAGGGAAACACUGAAUGAUAUCACAUUCCAUGAGGUGCAAUUGUUCAAUCACUUGGUCGAGAUUAUCAUCUAUCUUUCUCGUACACAUCAAUUUCGAAGUAAAUAUUACAUCUUUUCGGAAGACAUUUCCUCACGAAUAGCGCAAUUGCUCUCUGCUCCGCAGAAGCAUCUCAAGCUAACUGCCUUGAAGUUCUUUCGCCAGUGUAUAGGCUUGCAAGAUGAAUAUUACAACCGGCAGAUCAUGCAAAAGAACCACUUCGCACCUAUCCUCAACAUAGUUUACGAGACAAUGCCGCGUGACAACCUACUGAAUUCUGCUUGCUUAGAGCUUUUCGAAUACAUAAAACGAGAGAACAUAAAGCAACUGAUUGAGCAUCUUGUGGAGACUUUCCGUUCGAAACUUCAAGAAAUCACCUACGUCGACACUUUUGAAUCACUCCUGCAUCGCUACGAACAAAUGCAAGGCUUCAAUCCGGAUGCAGAUACCACACUAUUCAGCAAUGACAGCACGAGUACCCCCAAUCGGACACCAAACGUCAAUGGCAAUCAACGAUGGCAAGGCGUCAAGGAGAUGGAUGCUGUCGAGGAAGCGUACUUCAACACAUCAGACGAUGAGGACGAGCCGUUGCCCAAGGCGGUCUUAUCAAAGGCUGCGAAGAUGAAUGGGGUUACAACUUCUCCAAUGCUGAAAUCUCUGGUCGACUAUCCGGACGACGACGAAGAUUCUAUGGACACAACCCCACCAGAACCUGAGGAACUCGGCACCAAGCCCGAACUAGAACCAUCUCCAAUGCUCCAAACCCCGCCGCCAGAGCGCUUGUCAGAAAAGCGCCGGAGAGAAGAAGACAAUGACGAAGAUGAACUUGGGAAACUGUCCUCGACUAAGCGGCGGAAUUCCGGCUCCUCAGCCUCGAACACUGGUAGUGCCGCAGGCCACAAUACUCUCAAGCGAAAAAAAGGGUUCAAGAAUGACCGCGACUCUCCGACCAACGGUCCCAGUGCGAAGAAGAUCGAAAUCUCGCUCAGCGCCAAAAAGGCGGUUUCAGAAGCAGGAUCCAAAGGCGAUGAUGGGGGAUGA